ACGCUAUUGACACAGCAACAAACGAGAGCAGCUCAGUGAUUGUAAAUCCAUCGCUUUUGGAGUUUUCGGGUUUGUAAACUGCCUAUAUUUUUCUGAAGACGGGCGUUCGGGUCGAAGAGCAGACCGCAGGGUUUUGCCAUGAACGGCUCGGUGGCCAAAAAGACCCAGGAAACUCUGGGGAAAGUGAUAAAGAAACCGCCUCUGACUGAAAAACUGCUCAGCAAGCCGCCGUUUAGAUACCUACACGAUAUUUUCAGCGAGGUAAUUCGCACCACAGGCUUCAUGAAAGGUCUUUAUGGAGAAGCAGAGAUGAAGUCAGACAAUGUAAAGGAUAAAGACUCAAAGAUAGCAUUCCUUCAGAAGGCCAUUGAUGUGGUGAUGCUGGUGAGCGGGGAGCCCCUAUCUGCAAAGCCUGCACGAAUAGUUGCUGGCCAUGAACCAGAGAAGACUAACGAGCUGCUCCAAGCCAUCGCCAAGUGCUGCCUUAACAAGCUCUCCAGUGAUGAGGCGGUGAGGCGUGUCUUGGCCGGAGACAAACUGGAUCUGAAGGGGAAGGCCAGCACCUCCAGGUCCCAGGGCAAGGAGAACCGAGAGGGCCGAGAGCGCCACACAGAGAGAGAGGAGAAGAGAGAGAUUAAAGAGAGCAGCUUGAGCCGAGAGCAGAAGGAUUCAGACCAUUCGAAGGACCCAGAGAGCAAGAGGACUGAGAAAGACCGACACAGAGAUGGUGAAAGGUCGGAAAAGGGUCGAGAGAGAGACAGGACAAAGGACCGGGAUAAAGACAAGAGUCGUGAUCGGGACAAAGACAAGGCCAGAGAGAGGGAGCGGGACAAAGAUAGAGACAGAAAUAAGGAGAGAGAACGAGAUAAAGAGAGGGAGAAAAACAAAGAACGAGAUUCACACAAAGAAAGGGAGCGAGAGCGGGACAAAGAUAGAGACCGUGAGCGGGAAAAGCGAAGGGACAGAGACAAAGAGCGGGAAAAGGAACGAGAACGCCCAAAAGAGUUAGAGGAGAGGCCAAAGGAGAAAACGGAUAAAAAGGCCAGACCAGCUGAGGAGCUCAGUAGGCAAAGACCACACCCAGAGGAGCCCAUUAAAAACCAUAAAGCUGAGGAGAGUGAAGGAGAUGAGCUAGAAGAGGUGCUUGAGGCAAAAGCUAAUGAGCCAACAGAGGCUUUGCAGAACCAGCCAGAGUCUCCUGCCAGAAUACCCAGGCCUUCAUCUGCCAAGGGACAGCGACGUUGGCCCAAAGCAGGAGCCCCAGAUGAAUCAGACAGUGAUGGAAUGGGUGACAACCCUUCAGUCCAAAAACAAGUCCACCUUGCAAAUGGAGACGCAUCAGAUAUUGUGCCAUCCCAUGCAUCUCACAGCAGCAGUAGGAGGAUACCGCGGCCUAGCAGUGCGAGGCCAGCCCCUCCACGAGUGAAGAGGCAGGAGAGCUACACUGACGGAGGCCCAGUGGAGAGGUUGGGCAGUGGCAAGCCUCACUCUGCUGUCAUUGUGGAGGGCAAAAGACUCUCAGAAGAUGAAGAGGAAGAAGAUGGGCAGUUUGUGGUAGAGGAAGCAGUUCCACCUCCACCUGACAUGCCUGAGUUGGAGAUGGAGCCAUCAGUUGAACUACAAGGUGAUGAAAGGCACGGUGGGCUAGUGAAGAAGAUCCUAAAAACCAAGAAGGAUUUUGAAUCAUCACCCUCAUCUGUAAAAUCAAAAGAUCAGGAUCACACCCCGGCGUUGGAGGCAGCUCGUAAGAAGGAGCGGGAGCUUGUGGCCAGGGAGAUUGAACGCCUGCGCACGUCCAUUCAGACUGUGUGCCGCAGCGCCCUGCCUCUGGGCAAGAUCAUGGACUACAUCCAGGAGGAUAUGGAUUCCAUGCAGAAUGAGCUGCAGAGCUGGAGACGGGAGAACAAAGAGCAUGCACAGGCCCUGCAGCAGGAGCAGAGAAUCACGGACAGCUCUGUGGAGCCGCUGAAAGCUGAGCUGGCUGAACUGGAGCAGCUCAUCAAAGACCAGCAGGACAAGAUUUGUGCCAUCAAGGCCAACAUCCUCAGGAAUGAGGAAAAGAUCCAUAAGAUGGUGUCCAGCAUAAACAUCUCCUCACAAACGUGAAUGAGUCAAUACCUGAAAUAAAGCCUGAAGCACUGUCCACACAGGAGAGCUCUCUCACUCAGUCUCACAGUAGCUCUCUGGUGAUGGUUGUCUGAUUUGCACUUUGAGUGGGUGUUAGAUGAAAUGUGGAGGAUACUGAUACAGUAGUCACCCACUUCACAAUCCCCUUAUGGUUUGAGGUGCCUUCAGUCAGACUCAGAGUCUGAUGAGUUUCUGAUUGGGUUCGCUGGGAUUUUCGCAGUUUCAUACAGAAAAAAACAAACAAAAAAAACACGCACUGUGUUUUUCCCCUUCCAUAGUAGAUUUGCACACUUGAGAGAUGUGUUUGGUCACAUUGAUACUGAUGUAUAAUAUUUUUUUGUAAUGCGGAUUUCCAGUCUCCUCCAUGUUCUCUAUAGAAAAAGACUGAAUUAAGUGACACUGAUUGAUUGUUGACUGUAUCAGUGCCUUAGCCACACUGAUAAGAGAACUUCUUGGCAAUAUGUCAGAUUACUUUAUUAAUGCUUUUCAGGUGUACUGUGUCUCAGUAGCUCUCCAAAGCUUGUCUUAAGCAAUAGGGGGCAGUUUUCUAGACAGAGGUUAUGUGUAGUCUUGGCCUAAAUCACACCAUCAAUGAGGGUACUCCAUCAAACCUUCUUUUUGGUUUGGGUCCGAGUUAAAUCUAGUGGGAAAACCAGCCCACAUGUUGGCUGAACGUUAUGCAUGCCAAAAGCUGGGGAUUCUCUAGAAAAGCACCACUGCACUUUGAUCAGUGAGACUGUGACUGGACAUGUCUGUAGUGAUGCGAAAAGAGGACAUUUUAGUACAUGAGGAGGAACCAAUGAGGCCUGUUGUGGUACACUACAAAGAGGUUUUAAGAUAAUCUGACUGGUUUUAUUUGAUUAUUAAAGGUUACUGUAUUGCCUGUGUUUUUUACAUGUAACCUGUAGGAAGCUGACAUUUCAUGUUGGGUCAGGGGGAACUGCUUUCUUACACUACUUUAUAUUACUGUUUGGCUGAAUAGAAAACAUUCUAUCGGGCUCACCAAAGGAUGUGUCCUCAAUAUGUACGAUAUUUCAUGCAUGCAAGAUUUCAAAGUUGUUGUUUUCUUUUUUUUUAAAUUGACCUUUGAACAUCCUGAUGUAGUAAGUCAUCCCACAAUAACACUGAGCAAAAAAUUAUAAGACUGAUAGUGCUCCAACCUUAAACCAUACACUAUUAAUUAUUGCAUAUCAGUGAAUAUUUCAUAUCAGUAUUAUCAGCUAUAUUACAGCAUGAACUACAGUGAGUACAGUCAGAUAUUAAACUGCAAAAAAACAAAACAUUAAUUUCGUAACAUUUAGAUAUUGAAUGCAAAACAAGAGUGGACCAUUUACACUGUAAGCUAUUUUUACCACAUCCAUAUUGUAUUUGCUGUAUAUUAUGUAUAUUUCAUUUGUAUCAUAGUUCACAAAUGACUAUAAAUUUUGUAGUGGAGUGAAAUAAAUGGCUACAUUUAAGUAAAA
This is a messenger RNA of Pygocentrus nattereri (red-bellied piranha), 3590 nucleotides long. It is a transcript of the gene ift54, whose product is annotated as TNF receptor-associated factor 3 interacting protein 1. The transcript is spliced from 18 exons. The coding region runs from base 139 to 2106 and encodes 655 amino acids. Gene Ontology annotation, biological process: intraciliary transport; regulation of microtubule cytoskeleton organization; cilium assembly. The record is from RefSeq and is a predicted model, not a curated record. Lineage: Eukaryota; Metazoa; Chordata; Actinopteri; Characiformes; Serrasalmidae. Gene Ontology annotation, molecular function: microtubule binding. Gene Ontology annotation, cellular component: centrosome; axoneme; ciliary basal body.